AUCAACGUAACCUUAAGAAUCCUUUUGAUAUGCACAAAUGUAGUAUACGAAUUCUUACAGAGGUUAUGCUUUCUGAGGUUGAAAUAGAAUUUCCUAUACGCAUGUCUAUUAAAGAUAAUCAUAUUCCACCAAAUAUUAUUUGA
Messenger RNA from Racocetra persica, 143 nucleotides. NCBI's taxonomy places the organism in Eukaryota, Fungi, Glomeromycota, Glomeromycetes, Diversisporales, Gigasporaceae. The record is from the annotation of a GenBank genome assembly.